ACGUCAUCACGUCGCUGGAACCCUCAGCUGUCAGACUUUGGCCACCCCGGCGAAGGUUUUGUUAGCAAACUAAGUCGAACUGCUCAGCUUUUUCAAAGUUUAAAGUUGUGCACCUUGCUGCUAGUCGUUCUUUGAGCAGGUUAUUGGCGCACUAGACUUGCACUAAGGCAGAUUGCCUACUUUUUUUUUAAUCGCUGCUAGAUCUUUGCACCCGCGAAGCAGCGUUCCUGAGCGGGUACAAGAGUAGAUGCAGGGAGGGAGGGAGUAGAAAAAAAAGGCAAAAGUCUUUGUGCUUCCCUUCCCCCUCAUCAAAGCAAAGGGGAAAUGUCUCUAUCUAAAGCAGGUAGGAAGAAGAAUCCGGGGCCGAAGCUGCCCAAAGAUGCAUUUUCACCACUGCCUUCUCAGGCUGCAGCGCCCCCUCGAGACCUUGACUCUAGAGCUUGUGUCACAAUUGGAGAUCAGAACUUUGUGGUCGAAGCAGAUGACUUGGAGCAGAUUGAAGAGCUGGGAAGGGGCGCCUACGGAGUGGUGGACAAGAUGAAACAUGUUCCCAGUGGUGUGAUCAUGGCGGUCAAGAGGAUUCGUGCCACAGUUAAUACUCUAGAGCAGAAGAGGCUUCUGAUGGACCUGGACAUUUCCAUGAGAACAGUGGACUGCUUCUAUACUGUGACUUUUUACGGUGCCCUUUUUAGAGAGGGAGAUGUUUGGAUCUGCAUGGAAUUGAUGGACACGUCUUUGGAUAAGUUCUAUAAAAAGGUUUUUCAAAAAGGCCAAACAAUUCCCGAAGACAUCUUGGGCAAGAUCACAGUAGCAAUUGUCAAGGCAUUAGAGCAUCUGCACCAUAACCUCUCAGUGAUUCACAGAGAUGUGAAGCCCUCCAAUGUCCUGAUCAACGCUCAGGGCCAAGUGAAAAUGUGCGACUUUGGCAUCAGUGGCCACCUGGUGGAUUCUGUGGCCAAAACAAUGGACGCAGGCUGCAAGCCCUACAUGGCGCCUGAGAGGAUCAACCCUGACCUCAACCAGCAGGGCUACAGUGUCAAAUCAGACAUCUGGAGUCUGGGCAUCACCAUGAUCGAGCUGGCCAUUUUAAAAUUCCCCUACGACUCAUGGGGCACCCCGUUCCAGCAGCUCAAGCAGGUGGUGGAUGAGCCGUCUCCACAGCUGCCUGCAGACCGCUUCUCCCCCGAGUUUGUAGACUUCAUCUCGCAGUGCUUAAGCAAGAAGCCAGAUGAAAGACCAGCCUACACAGAAUUAAUGAAACACCCGUUUUUCACCCUCCAUGAUGCUAAAGAGACAGAUGUGGCCAGCUUCGUCAAGAUCAUCCUGGAUGAUUGAUGGGCUCACUCCAGGCUCCACCUCGUCAACCUGGGCAGGACCUGUCAUCAGAAGAACCAAUGGCCCCACCUGCUCCUUUUUUUUUUUUAAAUAAGUAAAAAAGAAAAAAAAACCUCACUGGAAUGAUGGACUCUCGUUCACCCACAGAAUGGGAGGGUAACUCAAAGACUUGACAGCAGCUCUGGACAGGGAGAGCGGUGGUAACGUGAACUUUUACGGUCAACUGGAGAGGUUCCAUUCACUCCUCUAGGCUUUCUGUGUGGGCAGCUCUCCCGCCUGACAAAAUAUGAACUUAAUCAAAUUAGCUGUUUUAAUCCUGUUUUUUAUUUGCCCCCCACCCUCCAUCUCUCUUUUCAGAAUGACAGAGCCAGCCCAUUAUAUGUUUGUGAAAUGUUGUUGAUGAAUUUCAUAUGCAAAACCAACAGUUAACGUGUAUGUUGCUGUGUGCUGAAAGCUGUAUUUGCGUAUUUGUUUUUCUUCCUCAUAAUACAGAUUUUAUUUUUUUUUAAUACUCUUUGUGAUUGACAAGUGUGAAUACUACGGGACUCGACCCUACCAUGUCGGAUCCACUUCUGCCAUGAUGUGAUUGGUCAGAGCAAGGGCUGCGGCCAGUGGGAGGCUCUGGGGCUAUUCAGUAAAAACUGAAUAAAAAUGUCAGAGGGUCACCUUCUGGGCAGGCCGAGUCAUUCCUGGAGCACCCGAUGGUGUGAAUGUAAAGCAUCCCAUAUCAACUUCUAUCAGAGGCUGUGACCACUCUGUAUUCUUCGUCUUUCUCGAGUAUCAAAGAGUCAGCUCCAGUGUUGUGAUUGUUACUACCUGGAAGUAUUCAGGGUUUGCAUAAUCAAGCUUAAAGCUUUAUCUCUUUCUAUGUGCCAUUUCGCAAGUUGUUCUAAUGAAAAAACUGCAUUAUUAGUUUUUCUUUUGUUUUUAUUUUGUUUUUACUUGUUCUGGUUUGGAUUUUAUUUCAUCAAUAUUUCAAAAGUUUUCUCUGCCCGUGCCCAUAUUUUGAAAUCGAUAGUCUUUUUGGAAGAGGCAUUUAUGUGUUUUUGUGUUUUAAUUGUUUCAAAGAGCUUAUUAUGCCUUACAGAGACGGUGUGUUAGAGAAGUAAUUUAUAUGCUGAAGAUGUAAAUAUUAUUUCCUUUUUUUUUAAUGUAACAUGACACUGUCCAAACCUGUCACAGUGUAGCUGAAUGGUAAUCGUUGGUAUUAGUUUGAAUGCAGUGUGAUGGAUACACACAGACCGUACUCAUAUGGCCAGCUAAAUAUAUAUCUUUUAGGACUGAUGUGCUGUCAAACUCCACUGCUCAGGUUUUCUGUGUUUUCUUCUACAGUAUACAGAGAUUACCUUGUUUGGAAGGUAUUAGCUAUUUCUGUCAGACCAUACAUACUAUGCAAAGGCAGUUUUGCUUCUCAGAAUCUUCAGAAACCAGUGAAAGGACAACAGCGGUCUGUGCUUCAUCUGUCUGUUUUAAGUAUAAGGGAAAACUAGCAACACUCUGGAAGCUGCUGUUCUUUAACUCCCCCUCCUAUCCCUUUCCAGUUGGCCUUUAAAUGACCAAUCCCUUUAUGUAUAAAAAUCUUUUUCUCUUUUUUUUUUUUUUUUACACUGAUCACAGUAAGAAUGGAACACUUGCUCUACCUCUUACUCCUUCACUCUGUUUGCCACCUUAUCAUUGGGUGGCACUGACAAACUUGAACUAUGGAAAGACAGAAAAAUAAAGGGUUUAUUGUUCAGUAAA
Molecule: messenger RNA, 3075 nt
Organism: Xiphophorus couchianus (Monterrey platyfish)
Lineage: Eukaryota; Metazoa; Chordata; Actinopteri; Cyprinodontiformes; Poeciliidae
Product: dual specificity mitogen-activated protein kinase kinase 6-like
Exons: 12
Coding region: 325-1335 (336 amino acids)
Biological process (GO): MAPK cascade; protein phosphorylation
Molecular function (GO): MAP kinase kinase activity; ATP binding
Source: RefSeq, a predicted model, not a curated record